This is a messenger RNA of Aspergillus mulundensis, 834 nucleotides long. RefSeq names its product O-methyltransferase. The transcript has 3 exons. The record is from RefSeq and is a predicted model, not a curated record. Bases 1 to 834 code for a protein of 277 amino acids. Gene Ontology annotation, molecular function: O-methyltransferase activity. Lineage: Eukaryota; Fungi; Ascomycota; Eurotiomycetes; Eurotiales; Aspergillaceae.
AUGUCAGAAAACCACGCUCAAGCACCCCCUCAGCGAUCCAGAGAGGAUGGCCGCGAACUCAAACUCCUACACUGGAUCUACAACCAGCCAAACCUCGACUCCAUCCGCGGCAGUCCGCAGAAAGUGCUCGAGCUGAUCGAUGAGUACUCCCAGACCUACCACUUCAUGACAGUCGGCCAGGAAAAGGGCCCUAUCGUCACCGAGCUCAUUGAGACGCAUAAGCCGAAGCAAAUGAUCGAGCUUGGCUGCUACGUCGGGUACUCCGCCAUCCUCUUCGGGGACGCAGUCCGCCGCAAUGGAGGAAACCGCUACUACAGCCUCGAGCUCAACCCAGAGUAUGCGGCUAUCGCUAAUAUGCUUGUCGAACUUGCUGGACUUCGUGACUUUGUGAGCAUCCUGGUCGGGCGCAGUGACGUGCUCCUGAACCAGCUGUUUGAGAGUCGCGCGGUAGAGCAGGUUGAGCUGCUGUUCAUCGACCACUAUAAGCCGGCAUAUACGCUGGACUUGAAGCUGUGCGAGCAGCUAGGGAAGAUUGUCCCAGGUGUCUCGGUCAUUGCGGCAGAUAAUGUGAUCAUGCCGGGCAACCCGCCGUAUCUGGAGUACGUCCGGAGCUCGGUUGAGAAAAAGCGGGAGGCAGCUGCAAAGGGACCGUCCAAGGCGUAUACAACUGAGGGAUUCGCGCAGAGGACGGUGAACGAUUUCAUGGGGAACAACAGCGUGCCCAAGUUCGAGAUCCUCGGGAACCCGAACCUGGUGUAUGAGAGUGUGCUGAGGCAGCCAGAGGGGUGUCGGGAUGCAAUUGAGGUGACGCGAUGUGUUGGGAUACAGGAAUAG